Aureobasidium subglaciale EXF-2481 is the source of this 2296-nucleotide messenger RNA. RefSeq lists its product as uncharacterized. The transcript is spliced from 2 exons. Gene Ontology annotation, biological process: potassium ion transmembrane transport. The record is from RefSeq and is a predicted model, not a curated record. Lineage: Eukaryota; Fungi; Ascomycota; Dothideomycetes; Dothideales; Saccotheciaceae. Gene Ontology annotation, cellular component: plasma membrane. The coding region runs from base 29 to 2296 and encodes 755 amino acids. Gene Ontology annotation, molecular function: potassium ion transmembrane transporter activity.
AAAAAAUACACUCUGUUCCGAAUUUAUCAUGGGAUGUUCGGGCGACAGAGAAAAGGGCCACCUCGAUGAGUCGCAGAAGUGGGAUUAUGUGACUCUUUCCGACUUUCGCGCAUCUGGCGCUUUGACAUAUCUCUCCUAUGGAUGGCUCUGGUUUAUGGCUCUCAUAGCAGUCGCUGUGUAUGGUGCCGACACAUUCACUGCCAUCAACCUCCUUGCAUACGAUAAAUGGUCUUCCCAGAUCGAGCCCAGUAUUCCUUUGAAGUACUCAAAAUGGAUCUUCGCCGCGUGUAUCAUGUUCUCAUGGGUUCUUUGCAUAUUCGAAUGGGUCCGCGCUACCCGUGUGGUUCGUAGAGGCAGCGUUGCUGAGAGCUAUAUGGACUCUGUUGCCGUCACGCUCCAGUCAAUGCGACCCAAUGGCUGGAAGCGCUUCCUCGUUUUCGCCGAACUGACCAAAAGCAAGAAGGGCGUCGACUAUGUUGCUCUUUUUGUCUAUUUCGCCUUCAAGGGUGCUGUACGGAUCAUCUUCGCCGAGGGACCGCGCCAGGUGGUCAACGCUAUCACUCUCUACUCCUUCAUGCAGCAAGAUCUCAUUCCAAUGGGCGAUCACGCUGCUACACAAAACCGCUCCUCGUUCGAGCAGUUCUGGGUCAACGUUGAGACACUGGCUGAAUCGAAUCGAGAACAAGCUGUCGUUCUCUUCACCAUGCUCUUCACCCUCGUCAUUUGGGUUAUCUCAGCCUUGUGCUUGAUCAUCGCUGUGGUUCUUUACCUGGUCUUCCUUUGGCACUACAUUCCUCAGAGCGACGGCCGGUUGAGCAACUACUGCCGAAGAAAGAUUGACCGUAGGCUUGAGAAAGUCGUGAGCCAGAAAGUCAAGCAAGCGUUGGAAGAUCAAGAGAACAAGCACGCACAAAGCGAGGCAAAGGCAGCCAAGAAGGUUGGCCAGCUUCCGAACAGGCCGCAGGUCAACCGCAAACCUACGCUGCCUCAAGUUGCAGCCCAGACGCCAGACAUUGGACGGGAUAGUGACUUUGGCCUCGUCAGGCAGGAUACUCACAUGACUCAGAAAUCAGCACCAAGCCGGACGAAUACUACUCCAUUAUUUGGGCUCCAGCGACAGAACACAUUGCCAGAGGACCACCCUGCAUUGCCACCUGCACCUGCUCCUGAGCCAGCAUUGCGUCGUCAGCAAACGCCGCUCGGUAUUCAGCAAAUGCAGCAACCACCUCGAACGCACACAGCACCACCAAUGGCAAUGUAUCGCGAGCCGAGCUUGCCGGACUUGGACGCCGAGAGACGUCCGCCCAUGCCUUACCGUUCAGACACCGAAGCGUCGGCCAUGUCCAAUGCCACUUAUGCUUCGGAUGCCUCGCUACUUGGAAACGCCAAUGACAUGGGCUCUGUUGACAGCUCGGAUUACUAUUCCACGCAAUCAAGACCCACGUUCGAUAGAUCGACGUCACAUGCUUCCAGACAGAUGCCCCCGACGUUCGACGCUCACUCCGGAUAUGCAAGCCAGCCCUACCCGAGCAGGAGCGCUACAGCGGCUCCGCAACAGCCUGCAAGAUGGGGACACCAUGAGUUGGAUGAGACAUUCGAGUACGAGAGGGACAUGACACAGGAACCAAUGGAUCGAUACGCAUCUCCCUAUCCUCAAGACAUGUCCAUGCAUCAAGCGAAUAUGGGCUACGAAGACACCAUCAACAUGCCUCGACAGAGACCACAGCAAAGUUUCCAGCAAUCAUACGCUCCCUUGGCUCGCAUGAGUAGUGGGUUGAGCUUUGCUUCUCGCCACACACCCGAGCCUGAAAUGCAGAGCUUCGAGAUGACGACGCAGACACGAACAGCCAUGCCAGAGCCUUUCGAGCGGCGAACAUCGCCUCCUCAACAGCAGUCACAUCAGCCACGAUCCGCCUCUGCAGCAUCUGGAGGCUACGUUGCGUUCAACCCAUCCUUCACUCUCGCAGCCGCCGCACCUUCAUUUAUGCCGCCGAAUCGCAGCAUCACAAGUCCUCCAGAAAUAUCAAGACCUGCCACAUCAGCUGGUCCUCAACGCAGUGCUACAGCACCUCCCGAAGCCUACGACGGACUGAUUGACGAAUACCGCCAAGGUAUGCAGCCUCAAUACGCCCGCCGCGAGUUCCCCGGUAGAAGCGCGACUGCAGGACCUGGCCAGCGACGACCUGAGGCCCCUGUCAGAAGUGCAUCCACUGCUCCCCAUCACCAUCAUGACAUCCCAGGCAGAAGUGCAACUGCUGCUCCAGGUCAGAAGUAUAGCACGAUCCCUGAAUGGUGA